Epithele typhae is the source of this 2043-nucleotide messenger RNA. RefSeq lists its product as uncharacterized. Bases 1 to 2043 code for a protein of 680 amino acids. Lineage: Eukaryota; Fungi; Basidiomycota; Agaricomycetes; Polyporales; Epitheliaceae. The transcript has 7 exons. Gene Ontology annotation, molecular function: protein kinase activity. The record is from RefSeq and is a predicted model, not a curated record. Gene Ontology annotation, biological process: protein phosphorylation.
AUGCAUUCCUUCUCUGCCGUCGAGGGCUAUCGCUCCAUCCCGACAAUCCCCGCAUUCUUUUACGCCCUCCUUUCCGGCGACCGCCUCGAGGAAAAGCGCAGACCGAACGAUGGGGCGGAGUGCCGGUAUGCCUCGGACGAGAUCACAGACACGGCGACGAUCGGGAGUUUAGACUAUACGACUCUACCACCGGAAGGGAAGACGUGGAACGAGCAGAGGCUGGCCCAGGCAGCGACCGAAGUCCUGUUCGGCGACCCCGGUAGACGCCAUAUCAACGGCAUCACCAUCUCGGGCAGCAACCUCCAAUUCUUCAGCUUUUCGCGCUCCCAUGUCCAGUGCUCGACCGGCUUCGACUUCCACAAGGUGCCUCCCGUUGUCGGAGACUGCCGUCCGCGACUGACCGACCUUCAGGCCCUCGGCUAUGACCUCUCGGUUCAACGCAUCCCUUCCAAGUCAGACAACGGCACGGACAGGGCCAAAUGCGACUUCCGUUAUUGGAUCGAGGGCCGCGCGUUCCUCACGGAGGGCGAUCCCAUCUCGCACGAAAGCGCAUACAACGUCUCGUCCCGCGCGACUCGGGUCUGGAAAGUAAAGGAGGUAAAACUCACACCCGAGGGACGGGUGCCCGAGUUCUUGGAGUUCCUCGACGGCGAGAAGGUGCUGAAGGACGUCUGGCUGUACGAGGAUGCCAGCUUGGAGCACGAUAUCCAGGGGGCGAUCUUCCAGAAGCUGGACGACAGCGCCCAGCAGCAUUUCCUCAAGAUCCUCGUCGACGGUGUCGUCCAGCUAAGCGACGGGGAGUCGGACAUUACUGCCAUGUGCCCAAACGAGAAGACGGAGUGGACCCAAAUCUACUAUGUACCGUCCAUGAAAGUCCGACAAAACGUGAUCGCUAGCCAGAAACCCGCACGGCGCGAGCGCAACGCGUUCCCACGUAUGCUGAAAAGCCGCCGCCGCAAGCACGUCCGAACUGUUUUCGAAGGGCGCUGUGAGAGCGUGUAUGAGCUGAGGGACUUCUCUAGCUUCCUCCGAUGCGUCGCCGGUUGCGCGAAGGCCCUGGACUUGAUGCGCGAGGCCGGCUACGUCCAUCGCGACGUCAGCGCUGGCAACUGUCUCUAUGAUCCGGUUGCGAAAGUUGGCAGGUUGGCAGACCUGGAGUACGCAAGGCCAUACGAGGACAUUCCAGCUUCUGAACCCAAAGUUGGUACUCCCGAUUUCAUGGCCGUCGAAUACCAAGCCGAGUUGUGGUUAUUCCGCGAUCGGGAUUGCUUUCAUCAGGCCGCUUCAACCCCUCGUGUUCUCAGCACCUCUACUGAUAUACUCACCAACGACAAUCCUGCAGGCGGCAUCACCACUGACGGCGCGCCCGGCCAAUCUCAGGAUGCAUUCCAACCCUGGACACGUCCCGUGUUCAUCGUACACUUUCUCCACGACCUCGAGUCGCUCUACUGGGUCUACGUCUGGUUCCUCCACUUCCGCAUCCCUCACCAGUCGAGCAUCAAACUGCAGGAAAUGACCUUUAACAUCAAGAAUAUCCACGACAACAUCGACCGGAGCUCGAGGGAAUACUUUUUCUACGGCAUGGACGGAGCUGUCUCGCGAACGCUCCUCAUCACCCAGCCCGCGGAUAGUAUCUUCGGGUUACUGCGCUUGUUUGGCCCGCUUUACACAUCCUGCCCUCUCCUCCUCAAACCCAUCGUUGCGUUCUGCGCCGAUCUGCGCGGCGCGUACACGAAUCUCCAGCGGGAAGACCUGGAGGAAUCUCGUGACGCGACCCCGCGCCUUCCCGUCUCGACCAUGGUUACUAACGAGCUCUACACGCUGUUCGGCGGCCUCAUAGACAAAGCCCUCGCUUCCUUGGGCGACGAGCCUCUGCCCGUCAAGAUGUUGGAUGAGCUGCUUGAUCCCCUCUCCCCGGCCACGAUGACGAACGCGGCGGAGGCAGACGACGACGACCGGGGGACCGAGCUCGAGCAGCGGCCGCGCAAGAAGCCGAAGAUACUCAACAACGGUCCUGCGACUGGGAGCAAGAGGGGAGGGUGA